Messenger RNA from Sesamum indicum (sesame), 1067 nucleotides. RefSeq names its product beta-carotene isomerase D27. NCBI's taxonomy places the organism in Eukaryota, Viridiplantae, Streptophyta, Magnoliopsida, Lamiales, Pedaliaceae. The record is from RefSeq and is a predicted model, not a curated record. Gene Ontology annotation, molecular function: iron ion binding.
ACCACCACACGCCUAUUUCAUGGCAUUGUUCUCAAAAACCUCUCCCAAGACACAAAAAAUCUCCACCCCGCAGCUGUUCUACGUUGUUAGUGCAGUAUCAGUCGCUAAACCCAGAAGCAAAACGAGAAUUUAAUGGUGGUUCUGAGCUUCCAAGCGAUCAACUUCCCAUCAGUCAGGCAUUGCUGCUUUCAGAGGCACAGACACGGCAGAGUCCGAUGUGGGAUCGCGGAGGCGUCGGGAGAGCCGGCGCCGAUGGGGCAGAAGACGAAGUACAAUGACGCGCUGUUCGAGAAGGCGUUCAUGACUCUGUUCGCGCGGAAGAUGGAGAAGUUCGCGAGAGGUACUGGAGAGGAAGAGGGGAGGAAGAAGGGGUGGUUUGAUUAUGAUUACGAGUCGUUUGUUGAAGUUUCAAAGAGAGUAAUGGUGGGGAGGUCGCGGUUGCAGCAGCAGCAAGUGGUGCGGGAAGUGCUGCUCUCCAUGCUUCCUCCUGGCGCCCCUGCUCAAUUCAGAAAAUUGUUUCCACCCACAAAGUGGGCUGCGGAGUUCAAUGCGGCACUGACAGUACCUUUCUUCCACUGGUUGGUCGGGCCUUCUGAGGUGGUGGAGGUGGAAGUGAACGGGGUGAAGCAAAAGAGUGGAGUCCUUAUAAAGAAAUGCAGGUACCUGGAGAACAGUGGCUGUGUAGGAAUGUGCGUCAACAUGUGCAAAAUACCGACACAAGAUUUCUUCACGAAUGAAUUUGGCCUUCCAUUAACAAUGACUCCAAAUUUUGAAGACAUGAGCUGUGAGAUGGUGUACGGACAAGUUCCUCCGAAGUUUGAGGAUGAUCCGGCAUCCAUGCAACCUUGUCUGUCGGAUUUCUGCUCCAUUGCAAAACCUAGUUCAAGUGUCUGUCCCAAACUACAAGCAUGAUCAGAUAAUGAUGAGAUGGAAAACUGAAGCUGUGGUUGAUUAAUGAUGUUGUGGUGACUGGAAGGUUUUUACCUUGUCCAAAGUUGAUUCCUUUUGUUCUCACAUGUAUACCAUACAUAUUUUGACGUUGUAAUUAUUAUUCAAUGUUCUGUAAA